GAAAAAUAAAGUUAUAAAAUGGCCACCCCAGGCCAUCAACAGUCAUCUGUCAAAAUGUUAAACAUUUAUAUUUAAAACAUAAAAUAUUUCGAAACAUGGCUUAUAAUGCAGCUGGAAGGACAGAACCUGAACAGCUCUAUUCUAAAUUUGCGUCUAUAUUCUGAAUUAGUGGUAACUUCCAGUGGCAGUGUGUCACACGGGCCAGGCGGUGCGGCAUGGAGGGCGGGGGGCGACAGUCGCGGCUGCUCGGCAGGCUGCUCGGCCGACUGCGCGGGGACCACCACAAAUACAAUCUAGAUAAGCGAUACUCUCUGACGUCCGUGAGUAGUCCCCUUUAUAAUCAAGUCGAAGUCCUGCAUCCUUACCAACACAAACGUGUCCGCAGCUCUCGACGAAAACUGACGGCUCACACGAACGUAUCGACCUCACCGAUCGACUUGAAAAGCGUGUAUUACGUACAUAUAAAGCCGUCAACUAACGAGGCCCUUCACGUGUCCAGCAUGAGCGAAAGCACUGGUUGUAGCACCAACAACGAGGACGAGGACUUGGAGCCGCAGGUCUGCAACAGAGCCUCCCCCAACGCCUCCAGUGCCAUCGAUGACGAUCAGUUCGCUGCCAACAUUGACUUGAGCGAUUUAUUUUCUAGAUAUGGCGGACAAUACUUAACACCGGAGCAACUGCCCGAGUUCUGUGACCAGCUUCAUCACCUGGUGGAGGUGAUACGAAACAUUCAGUCCUACGCCAAAGUUACCGGAGAAUAUCCAAGUGAACUAGAACGUCGUCUGGAACAAGAAGCUCGCGAGGUGUCAGCGUUAGCCGCGGAAGCGCGCAACGCACGCGACGUGGUGGUGCGCGCGCGCGCCCAGCGCCGGGCCGUGCGCGCGCACAGGAAACAUAUCGUGUCGCAUCUCGCCAACCUACGGGAGUCGGAGAUCCGUGAACUAGAAAGUACAGUACGCCUAUCAGAUAGAAAGUUGUUCAAGAGUUGGGAGGCGUUGAAGGAGGCUGCAGAAGCAGCGGCUUUUGAACCUUUGCUAGAUGAAAUUAAGAGUAAGCAGACAGCUCUGGAGUGCCUGGUCCGGCUGGUGGAAAGCCGUCGGUCUGCACUGAGCCGUGCCGCAGCGCCUUCUCCCACUCCUCUGCCGCCACCGGAGAAUCAUGAGAACGAUGACUCAGGCGCGACUGGUGCUUCGGGCGGUUCGGGCGGGCGUAAGCGGCACGAGGGCGCGCGGCGCGCGGGCGGCAAGCGCCGGCGCCGCGAGCCGCGCUCCGUGCCGCUGUCGGGCGAGCCCAGCCGCCACGCGCCGCCGCCGCAGGUGACUCUGUAUAUCCAGGGUACAGAGAGUACGUCGAGGUACAGAGUCGGCAGCGCUGGUGCCGUUGCCCUCACUCCACUGGAACUGCCUUCGGGAGGGAGCGUGAGGGAUAUACUGUUCUUCACUACUAACUGACUGUCUGUUGAAUUAAAUAUGUAUCGGAAUAACA
Molecule: messenger RNA, 1485 nt
Organism: Trichoplusia ni (cabbage looper)
Lineage: Eukaryota; Metazoa; Arthropoda; Insecta; Lepidoptera; Noctuidae
Exons: 9
Coding region: 216-1451 (411 amino acids)
Source: RefSeq, a predicted model, not a curated record